CAGCCGCGCAGCAGCUCCCGCAGAGCCCACCCCAGCAGGGAUGCGUGUGGCCAGCCGCGCAGCAGCUCCCGCAGAGCCCACCCCAGCAGGGAUGCGGGCGGCACAGCGCGCACCGAGCACACCCCGGUGCGCCGUGGGGUGCUGAGUGACAAUCAAAGUGAGGGGACGAGGAGCCUCAUAAAAGUGUCACCACCAGGUAGAACCCUUUCAUUGAGCUCAGCCCGCUUGUUCCACCAGAGAGGCGGCGAUGGAAAGCUCGGCUGUAGCUCUGAUUGGAGGAGUGCUGCUGCUGGAAGAGGGAAAGGAAAACGUCCCCUAUAGGCAGAGCUGGUGGCAGAGCUGGUGACGGGGGUGCCGGGAGGUGCUGCAGGGCAGGACGAGCCCGCAGCAAGGGGAGGGAUCGCGGCGGGAGGCGGUGCCGCCCCGCCCGGCGGUGACGCGGGGGGUGACGCGCGGCGGCGGGCGAUGACGCGGACGGGCGAUGGGGCAGACGCUGUGCGUCUGCUCCCGGGGCACCGUCAGCCUGGGGGGAGCGCGGUACCUCCUGCUCCACCGCCUGGCAGAGGGGGGUUUCAGCUAUGUGGACCUGGUGGAGGGGCUGCGGGAUGGGCGCUUCUACGCCCUGAAGCGCAUCCUGUGCCACGACAAGGAGGACCGGCAGGCCGCCCUGCACGAGGUGGAGAUGCACGGCCUCUUCGACCACCCCAACAUCCUGCGCCUGGUGGCCCACUGCAUGGUGGAGAAGGGCGCCAAGCACGAAGCCUGGCUUCUCCUGCCCUACGUGAAGGGGGGAACUCUCUGGAGAGAGGUGGAAGCACUGCGAGAGAAAGGCACCUUCAUGCCAGAGCAGCGGAUCCUCCUCAUCCUCCAUGGGAUCUGCCGUGGGCUGCAGGCCAUCCACAGCAAGGGCUAUGCACACAGGGACCUCAAGCCCACCAAUGUGCUGCUGGAUGAGGAUGACCAGCCUGUCCUGAUGGACCUGGGCUCCAUGAACCAAGCUCGCAUUGAAGUCAGCAACUCUCGGGAGGCCAUGGCUGUGCAGGACUGGGCUGCCCAGCGCUGCACCAUCUCCUACCGUGCCCCCGAGCUCUUCACAGUGCCGAGCCAGUGCGUCAUAGAUGAGCGUACGGAUAUCUGGUCCUUAGGCUGUGUGCUGUACUGCAUGAUGUUUGGAGAGGGCCCCUAUGAUGCCAUCUUCCAGAAGGGUGACAGUGUGGCCCUGGCAGUUCAGAACCCCCUCACACUGCCCUCCACAACCAGAUACUCGGCUGCCUUGCAGCGCCUGCUCUUCUCCAUGAUGACAGUGAACCCCCAGGAGAGACCCAGCAUAAAUGAAAUCCUCCACCAGCUGGAGGGGCUGCAGCCAGCACCGGUGGGACAGGACACCACACAGAUCUGAGCCCAUCCCCUUCCAGUGGUGACGCGUCCUGAGGCUGAGCCAGGGGAAAAGCAGCUGCCCUAAUCCCUGCUGCCCUGCAGACCUGUUGCAGAGGGGAUUGAUGCCCUGGGGGAGAGCUGCUGCUCUGUGCCGGAGGUGUGUUGGGUUUGGAGUGUUCUGUGCCCUGGAUGCUGCUGCCUGGGCCUUGGUCUGUGCCCCUGAGCUGUGGAUAUGUGAUCUGCUGCUAAACAUGGGUCCCUUGCCAGCUGCUACCUUCCCUGGGGGUGGCAGAAGAGGAUGUUGUGGGACCCCUCCUGGGGAUGGGAGCUGCUGUCCUGCGGCUCUGUGUCCCAGGAAGGUUGCUCCUGCCCGGGGCAGAGCUGCGGGCCGGAUCCCGGUGCUGUGCUGGAGGGAGGCAGAGGGAGCGCCCACUCUGCCGCUGCUCUUGGCACCGAUGCUGCCUUGUGUUUGAAGUAAAGUAUGUUCUUGCGGA
Ficedula albicollis (Collared flycatcher) is the source of this 1871-nucleotide messenger RNA. RefSeq names its product serine/threonine kinase 16 (gene STK16). The record is from RefSeq and is a predicted model, not a curated record. Lineage: Eukaryota; Metazoa; Chordata; Aves; Passeriformes; Muscicapidae. Gene Ontology annotation, cellular component: Golgi apparatus; cytoplasm. The coding region runs from base 482 to 1399 and encodes 305 amino acids. The transcript has 7 exons. Gene Ontology annotation, molecular function: ATP binding; protein serine/threonine kinase activity. Gene Ontology annotation, biological process: protein phosphorylation.